GACUGUAGUGAGCUUUGAGUGUGCAAAUGGGACAAGAGUAAUGAUUAACAACCAAUGUGCCCAGAUUUAAAUGGGGUGGGAGCUCUGGGCAGGAGCAGAUCUUUCUCAGCUGAAGUGCUCCUCACGAGAAGGCCCCAACCUCGGAAAAGAUGCUUUCUGUGAGGGUCUUCUACCUGGUCUUGGGUGUGUUCGGCACAGUAUGGAGCGCAGAUACUGGUGGAGCGUUUUUAACAGAAGGAGGAGGUGUGCGUGGCCCAAGACUUGUGGAGAGACAGCAGUCUGCCUGCAAAGAAACUGACUGGCCCUUCUGUUCUGACGAGGACUGGGGGUACAAAUGCCCUUCUGGCUGCAGGAUGAAAGGGCUGAUUGAUGAAGCCAAUCAAGAUUUUACAAACAGAAUAAAUAAGCUGAAAAAUGCACUAUUUGAUUAUCAAAAGAACAAUAAAGAUUCCAGUACAUACAGGAACAUAAUGGAGAUUUUGAGAGGGGACUUUUCCAAAGCCAAUAACAAUGAUAAUACUUAUAACCAAGUGUCAGGAGACCUGAGAAGCAGAAUCGAGAUUCUGAGGCGCAAAGUCAUUGAGAAAGCGCAGCAAAUCCAACUUCUGCAGAACAACGUCAGGGCUCAGCUGAUAGACAUGAAACGCCUGGAGGUGGACAUUGAUAUUAAGAUCCGAUCUUGCAAGGGUUCCUGCAGCAGGGCUUUGGCUCGUGAAGUAAAUCUGAGAGACUAUGAAGAGCAACAGAAGCAACUUGAACAGGUUAUUGCCAAAGAGUUACUUCCCUCUAGAGAUAGGCAAUUCUUACCACUGAUAAAAAUGAAACCGGUUCCAGAUUUGGUUCCUAUACAGUUCAAGAGCCAGCUUCAGACGGCCCCUCCAGAGUGGAGGGCAUUGACAGAGAUGCAGCAGAUGAGAAUGGAGUUAGAGAGGCCUGGGAGAGAGGCCAGUGCCCGAGGAGACUCUGUGCCUCACGGAACAGGAUCAGAGACCGAAAGCCCCAGGAAGCCUGGGCCCGGUGGUCCUGGAUACUGGAAUCCUGGCAGUGAUGGAAAUCAGAGCCCGGGAGGGGCUGCAUCCAGUGGCACUGAGCACUGGAAUCCUGGGAGCUCUCGGCCCCCUUAUGGUGGAACUAGGAACCCAGCAAGCCCUGCCUCUGGAAGUUUUAGACCAGAUAGCUCAGGCUACGGUAGCAACAGGCCUGCCAACCCAGACUGGGGUACAUUUGAAGAAGAGUCAGGAAAUGUAAGCCCAGGAACAAGGAAGGAGUACCACACGGGUAAACUGGUCACUUCUAAAGGAGACAAGGAGCUUGUGAUCGGGGACGAGAAGGUCACCUCUACUGGCACAACCACUUCACGCCAUUCAUGCUCUAAAACAGUCACUAAGACUGUUGUUGGUUCUGAUGGUAGCAAAAAGGUGACCAAAGAAGUGGUGAACUCGGAAGAUCCCGCGGACUGUGGGGGUGGCCCAGACUUAGACAUGCUGCAUGGUUUUAGUACCCACGGCAGCCUCGAUGAAUUUGCCCUGAGGCACCCCGGUGAAGCUUCUUUCUUUGAUACAUCUUCAAGUGGAAAAGUAUUCUUACCCUCAACUUCCUUCAAAGAGUUCAGCAGUAAGACCCAUUCUAGGGGCACAGAAUCAUCCUUCUUCACAGACAUAGAGGACUCUGGCUCUCAUACCUUUGGAAUCCCUGAGUAUUCCACCAGUGGUACUACAAGUCACAGACAGCAACUAGCAAGUAGUAGUAGCACAACUUACAAUAAAGGAGGCUCCACAUUUGAAACCAAGAGCUUGAAAAUGGCAGAUGAGGCUGGAAGUGAAGCCCAUCAUGAGGACCUGGGAGACGCACACGGCAUCAAGAGAGGCUAUGCUAAAGCUCGCCCUUCUAGAGACUGUGAUGAUGUCCUCCAAACACAUCCUUCAGGUGCCCAGAGUGGCAUUUUCAAUAUCAAGCCACCAGGAUCCAGUAAGAUUUUUUCUGUUUAUUGCGAUCAAGAGACCAGUUUGGGAGGAUGGCUUUUGAUCCAGCAAAGAAUGGAUGGAUCACUGAAUUUUAACCGGACCUGGCAAGACUACAAGAGAGGUUUCGGCAGCCUGAAUGACAAGGGAGAAGGAGAAUUCUGGCUAGGCAAUGACCACCUCCACUUACUCACGCAGAGGGGCUCGCUCCUCAGGGUUGAGUUAGAGGACUGGGCUGGGAAGGGGGCGUUUGCAGAGUAUCACUUGCAGGUGGGCUCUGAGGCCCAGGGCUACGUCCUGAAGGUCUCCUCCUACCGGGGCAGCGCUGGCGAUGCCCUGGUCGAAGGUUCUGUGGAGGAGGGGGCAGAAUACACUUCUCACGAUGGGAUGCAGUUCAGUACCUUUGAUAGGGAUGCAGACCAGUGGGAGGAGAACUGUGCGGAAGUCUACGGAGGAGGCUGGUGGUACAAUAACUGCCAGGCAGCCAACCUCAAUGGCAUCUACUAUCCCGGGGGCACCUAUGACCCCAGGGAAAACAGCCCUUAUGAGACAGAGAAUGGCGUGGUCUGGGUCCCCUUUAAAGGAGCAGACUAUUCCCUCAGGGUUGUGCGCAUGAAAAUAAGGCCAACGGCAACCUGAUGGUUGAGCCGGUGGGAGGGGGAGGUUUGUUUCUGUCCUUUAGCAAAA
Messenger RNA from Heterocephalus glaber (naked mole-rat), 2648 nucleotides. RefSeq names its product fibrinogen alpha chain (gene Fga). Lineage: Eukaryota; Metazoa; Chordata; Mammalia; Rodentia; Bathyergidae. Gene Ontology annotation, molecular function: signaling receptor binding; extracellular matrix structural constituent; protein-macromolecule adaptor activity. Gene Ontology annotation, biological process: blood coagulation, common pathway; platelet activation; blood coagulation. The record is from RefSeq and is a predicted model, not a curated record. Gene Ontology annotation, cellular component: fibrinogen complex.